AUGCUCGCUACCACGUUACGGUGGAACUUGUUCAACGAGGAACAAUUCCAGACCCUGAUUAAAGAAGCCAAAGCUGUGGCUAAUAACCACCCCUUGAUGUACACCGGGGAUAUGCGUGAGGACAAAGCCCUCAUACCAUUGCACCUCAUCCGUCAAGAUGUUGUUCGGUUACUGCCACCUGUGGUUCCUCACAAGGAAAUGCAUCCGACGCUCACGACAGAUCAACUCCUUCACCAGUAUUUCUGGUUGACCGAGACUCUCAGUCGCUUCAAGAAGUACUGGAGGGAAGGCUACCUGAAAUCCAUGCAAGAACGUCACAACCUGGGAGAGGCCUCCCCGACUGCACUGCAUGUAGGUGACAUCAAACUGGUGAAAGCAGACCAGUGCAAACGCAGUCAAUGGCCCCUCGGUAGAAUCCUGGACCUUUACCCUGAUGAUAAAGGCGUUUUCAGGUCACUGAAAGUACUGUUUGAGGGAGAGGAACAUCUGCGUGCAGUACAACAUAUCGUCCCGCUGGAGGUAAACACCCAUGACAAUGAGCGAUGGGAAGAUGUCCAGGAUGACGAGAGUGAAGAAAACACAGGUAAUGGUGAGGCAGAGAUAGACAUUAGUGAUGAAGUGAAUCGACAAACUGAUGAACUCAACGAAGGUGACAUGAUGUAA
This is a messenger RNA of Macrobrachium nipponense, 663 nucleotides long. RefSeq lists its product as uncharacterized. The record is from RefSeq and is a predicted model, not a curated record. The coding region runs from base 1 to 663 and encodes 220 amino acids. NCBI's taxonomy places the organism in Eukaryota, Metazoa, Arthropoda, Malacostraca, Decapoda, Palaemonidae. The transcript has a single exon.